Molecule: messenger RNA, 2894 nt
Organism: Salarias fasciatus (jewelled blenny)
Lineage: Eukaryota; Metazoa; Chordata; Actinopteri; Blenniiformes; Blenniidae
Gene: rasal1a
Product: RAS protein activator like 1
Exons: 22
Coding region: 395-2860 (821 amino acids)
Biological process (GO): intracellular signal transduction; negative regulation of Ras protein signal transduction; cellular response to calcium ion
Molecular function (GO): GTPase activator activity
Source: RefSeq, a predicted model, not a curated record
CGUUGCUGGCCAUCAGAAUGCCUGACUGGAAAUAUCCUUGAAGUAGCGCAACACGUUCGCCAGAUGGCGCACUGUCCCAGAGGAGAGCGCCUAUGCGAGGGGCACGCGCUCACCAGGAUUCGUCCUUGUAGUAUCCCUUGAAUGAAAAACCUCGUACCGGCGUGUUGACCUGCCCACGCUGCGGUCCGCUGGGUUUGACCUGCUCGUCUUGCUAGACUGUGGGUGCGCGUCUGAGACGCGCCUGAGACGCGCGCCUCUGGUGGGCUGUGCGCUGUCACGAGCUGAAGGUGUCAUGAAUCGAAGAAAACUCACUUGCGGAGGGGAAGAGGACUAUUUAUAAGAGCGCGUAUGGAGACAUAGGCGAAACUGGAUUAUUAUCUCACUCGACUGAAAGAUGGCCAGAAACACAUCUCUUUAUUUCCGCAUAGUCGAGGGCAGAAACCUCCCGGCCAAAGACGUAUCUGGAACCAGUGAUCCUUACUGCAUUGUAAAAGUUGACAAUGAAGUUGUGGCCAGGACUGCCACCGUGUGGAAGAACCUCAAUCCUUUCUGGGGUGAAGAGUACACGUUGCACCUGCCGAUGGGGUUCCACUCGCUCUCGUUUCAUGUCAUGGACGAGGACACGAUCGGGCACGAUGAUGUUAUUGGAAAGAUUACGUUGAGCAAAGAGGUCAUUGGAGCUCAAGCUAAAGGGCUUGAUAGCUGGAUGAACCUGACGAGAGUGGACCCCGAUGAAGAGGUCCAAGGAGAGAUCCACCUGAGUCUGGAGCUGCUGAAAGACACGGAGAGGAUCAGCCUGCGUUGUCAAGUCAUUGAAGCCAGAGACUUGGCUCCGAGAGACAUUUGUGGAACCUCUGAUCCCUUCGCAAGAGUUAUUUUUAACAACCACAGCGCAGAGACCUCGAUCAUCAAAAAGACACGUUUCCCUCACUGGGCGGAGACUUUAGAGCUGGAGCUGGACCCAGAAGAGCUGAGUACAGAGGGGACUGUUACUGUGGAGGUCUGGGACUGGGACAUGGUGGGCAAAAAUGACUUUUUGGGAAAGGUGGAAAUCCCUUUCGCUUGUUUGCACAAGACACCUCUGUUAGAGGGCUGGUUUCGUUUGCUACCCCUGGGAAACCAUGAGGUUGAUGCUGGUGGGAAACUGGGAGCGCUGCGUCUGAAGGUGCGCUUGGUGGAGGACCGGAUCUUACCGUCCAUGUACUAUCAGCCACUAAUUGACCUUCUGGUCGAGUCGGUAAUCUCCCCUACGGAGGUGGAGGACAGCAGUGCUUUGACCAUGCUGGAGGACGUGACCACGGUUGAGAGCAGGCAGGAUGUGGCGAUGACUCUGGUGAAGAUCUACCUGGGACAAGGCUUGGUGGUGCCCUUCCUGGAUUACCUGAACACCCGGGAGGUCCACCACACCACUGAUCCAAACACUUUGUUUCGCUCCAACUCUCUUGCCUCCAAGGCCAUGGAACAGUUCAUGAAGGCUGUUGGGAUGCUCUAUCUGCACGAGGUGUUGAAGCCCAUCAUUAACCGCAUCUUUGACGAGAAGAAGUACAUUGAGCUCGACCCAUGUAAGAUCGACCUGAACCGCACCAGGCGGAUUUCAUUUAAGGGUGCGGUGUCAGAGGCGGAGGUGCGGGACAGCAGCGUGGAAAUGCUGCACAGCUACUUAACCAGCAUCAUCGACUCGAUCGUGGGCUCGGUCGAUCAGUGUCCCCCCGUCAUGAGAGUGGCCUUCAAGCAACUGCACAAGCGAGUCGAGGAGCAAUUCACUCAACGUGAGAAUGAGGAUGUGAAGUACUUGGCCAUCAGUGGGUUCUUCUUCCUGAGAUUUUUCGCUCCUGCAAUCCUCACACCGAAACUGUUCCAGCUGCGAGACCAGCACGCAGACACCCGCACAAGCAGGACGCUGUUACUACUGGCCAAGUCUCUGCAAAGUGUUGGCAACCUGGGCCUGCAGCUGGGUCACGGAAAGGAGCAGUGGAUGGCGCCGCUGCAUCCCAUCAUCCUCCGCAGUGUGGCCUCUGUCAAAGACUUCCUGGACAAGCUCAUCGACAUCGAUCAUGACGUCGUGUCAGAAGUGCCUCAGAGGGCAAUAUUCCUGCCUUCAGUCACAGUCAAAGAGGGUUACCUCCACAAGCACAAGGCGGAAGGGCCCCAGCUGCUGUCCCGCUUUGCAUUUAAGAAACGCUACUUCUGGUUGACUAGUGAGACGCUGUCCUACGCCAAGACUCCUGACUGGCAGGUGCGCUCUUCAAUCCCUAUUCAGUGUGUGUGUGCCGUGGAGAGGGUGGAUGAAAAUGCCUUUCAGCAGCAGAAUGUAAUGCAGGUCAUCACCCAGGACAACGACGGACAGCUGCACACCAUGUACAUCCAGUGCAAGAAUGUGAACGAGCUCAAUCAGUGGCUGUCUGCGAUCAGGAAAGUCAGCAUCUACAAUGAGCGCAUGCUGCCCUCUUUCCACCCGGGGGCUCAUCGCAGUGGCAAGUGGACCUGCUGCCUGCAGGCGGACCGUGCUGUUACAGGCUGCAGUCGGACCCACUCUGCUGUGACUCUGGGUGACUGGAGCGACCCCCUGGAUCCCGACGUCGAGACUCAGACCAUUUACAAGCAGCUUCUCCAGGGCAGAGACAAACUCAGGAAAAAAUACGUGGAGAUGCCGGAGGCUGAUCAGAUACUGAGCAAUAACGAAAAUACAAUCAACUCUGACGUUCACCCAGAUGGCGCCGGAUGCAACGUGCAUCUGCUGAAGUCGGGUCAGAGUCUGGCUGCCCGGCUGUUAUCGGUGAUCGACGAUCUGGAGCAGGCGCACGCCACCUUCCAGCGCAGAGAAAAAGAGGAUGCCACCGGUGUCAUCCUGAAUCCCUAGACUGCAAUGAGAUACAUUAACGACUGGGGAGAGG